ACGUCGAUACGUUGCUAAGACAACAAAAGCAGUACAACUAAAACAAACAAUACCUACAUUAAUAGUAAAGAUUAUAAAAAUUACAUUACAUUUAAAAAAAAUAGCAACUAGAAGAUUGAUUUGCUAUUGGUAUUCUUUUAGAUUUUAGUUACAAAUCAUAAAGAAGGAUACAAAUACAAUAAUUUAUUUAAUGUACUACUACAACUAUAGUGAAAUUACUACUACAGUGUCUAGUUACUGAUUAUUAUUAUUUUAUUGAUUCACUCAGUUAUGGCAGAAGAAUUGCAAAAAGUUCACCUAUUUUACGAUGACAUCAAUAAAAUAAAGGUUCUUGAGGAGAAUGUUUUGAAAGAUACUGAAGAUUUAAGGGACACCUGUAAGGAGUACGAAAAUAAGGUGCAAAAUUUUGAAAAAAUUAUAAGCUCGCUGUUAGAUCUAAUUAAAGAUCUCGGCGACAAUGUUGAAAAUAAGAAAAUGGCUGCAAUAGGAGCAAUGAACUUAUUAAAAUCAAUAGCCAAAGAUAAGGAAUCCGAACAGCUGAAAUUGCAAGCGGAAAUUAACGACAAGACUUCAUUAUUGGAACAAAUAGACAGCGAAUACGAUACACUUCAAAUCCUUGAAGCAACUCAGAUGGAAACAAUUGAAUAUCUUACACAAUUACGUUAAUUUUAAUAAAUAAAUAAAUAAAAGUGAUUUUUAGUAAUA
Messenger RNA from Bombyx mori (domestic silkworm), 705 nucleotides. RefSeq names its product intraflagellar transport protein 20 homolog. Bases 271 to 666 code for a protein of 131 amino acids. The record is from RefSeq and is a predicted model, not a curated record. NCBI's taxonomy places the organism in Eukaryota, Metazoa, Arthropoda, Insecta, Lepidoptera, Bombycidae. The transcript has 3 exons. Gene Ontology annotation, biological process: intraciliary transport; centrosome localization; protein localization to cilium. Gene Ontology annotation, cellular component: Golgi apparatus; intraciliary transport particle B; cilium.